AUGUACCGCCCAGCUCCCCCUCGACCCAAGAAAACUAGAAUAUGCCGUUCACGCGAUGGCUGCUAUACUUGUCGCCGUAAACACCGCAAGUGCGAUCUAACCAAGCCGUCGUGCUCCAACUGCACACGCAAUGGCUUGGAUUGUGAGGGCUAUGACUUGCGGCUCACAUGGCUGCCAGCCUCACUCGGCACUGGGCAUAAUCCACAACGGCCAAAACGCAAGACUUCGACGGAGAAAGUUAUAUCACCUCCCUCUAUAUCCCCCAAUACCGCCACUUCCGUUUCUUACCUUGACGAGCCGGAUCGUUGGCUGGAUGCUACAAUUGAUGAUGCCACGACUGUGGAUGAUACUCAAUUACAGCAACUUCUCACGCACGCUGUUAAUAAUCCACAGUUUUCGAGAGGGUUCUUAAUACUUGACCACGAAGCAUAUCUACUAAGCCAUUUCAAUCGGUGUGUGCAUGGACAGUUGAUGCACCUCAUGGGUGACUGGCUGACUGAACUGUUGUACCACCCUUAUCUCCAACCUGCAUUGAUCGCCAUCUCAGCUUCCAAUCUAUUCCAAGAGUAUAUCUUUCGCCGAGAUCCUACUUUAGCCUCGUGCAACAUCAAGGGGAGGAAAAUCGAUGCGUUGACACAGUCAUGCUAUCGUCUCGCCAUCAAUUACUACAACCAUGCCAUCAGAACCAUUAGCGACACAACCUCCAACGGCAACAAAUCCCCGCAGCUGAACCUUGCAUCAACUCUUUUACUAGUUCUUUUCGAAUCGCAAUCUGGCAGUAUCCACGGGAGCUUCGUCCAUAUGGAUGGUGCCGAUGCCAUAGUUAUAUCUUCUCUGAAACAACUCGGCCAAACGACAACGGGGCGUCCUCUUCUUAAGAGCUGGGCCGACAUGCGGGCACGCAAAAACAGACAGAAACUUGCAUUUAGACCAUUAGAGGUCGAAUUCAGUAGAGCUUCCGAUCCUCGACACAGAGUCUUGAUGUCUCAUGCUCUGCAAUUUUCCUCGUUCAUCGCACCUGCCCUUACAAAUGCCAUUUCGAUGAGGGAUCGACUUGUCUUGCAAGCGUGCGCGGCUUGUGAAGGUAUAGAUGAGAGUCUUGUACUAAGCCAUUUCCGACAAUGGUACUCGCAUGCCUUUGACUUCAAAUACUCAGAGGAGCUCUCUUCUGAGGCUGGAUGUGCUGUCACCAUGAAGGAGUUGAUGAGCGGCCUUGAUGCCACUAAACAGGCACUGCAGGAAUGGCAUAGCAGCCUUGACGAAUCACGGCUCCCUGUUUCCCAGGCAUCUCUACCUCCCGCACUUGAUCAGAGCUUCGAGGACCGGCUGGUCUUGGUCGAAGAUAUCAUACCACUACAGUUUCAGACUCCCGAAGCCGCGUUCGAUUAUUUGCGUUAUGCUGUUAGCUUGGUCAUUACAUCGCCGCAAGUCCUGGGUAUGUAUGUUCUCGCAACGCGGCCAAGAGCGCCCAAAACACAGGUUCCCGCCGUUAUUGCUCACCUGCUUUCGGUCAUCGAAGGUCUUAACUCAGCGGAGCUUAUCCGUUACGACGUGUAUGAUAGUGGGCCUCUCUGGGUCCUGGUCACUUUGGCGCUGUGCGUGCCAGAGUCUCACAUUGUGUCGUGGAUACUUGAGACUAUCCUGCCAAGAUAUGAGAAGUACGCGCACCGUGGCUCGUUGCUCAUAACUUUCAUAAAUGUGAAAGAUAUGCUGUUGUGCAUACAGUCGCAAUUGAAAAAGGGCAUAUUACCACUACUAUGCUCCUCAAGUUCUGUAAUUACAGAAGACCUUAUUUCCAGCCCAAUAGCACGAUUUGGGCAGAAGUUUGCUAUUGUAGGCCGGAACACCUUGGGGUCUUUUAGCCGCAUGGUUGUGUCAGCUUGA
Fusarium fujikuroi IMI 58289 is the source of this 1884-nucleotide messenger RNA. RefSeq lists its product as uncharacterized. The transcript is spliced from 2 exons. NCBI's taxonomy places the organism in Eukaryota, Fungi, Ascomycota, Sordariomycetes, Hypocreales, Nectriaceae. Gene Ontology annotation, biological process: positive regulation of transcription by RNA polymerase II. The coding region runs from base 1 to 1884 and encodes 627 amino acids. The record is from RefSeq and is a predicted model, not a curated record. Gene Ontology annotation, cellular component: nucleus. Gene Ontology annotation, molecular function: zinc ion binding; transcription cis-regulatory region binding; DNA-binding transcription factor activity, RNA polymerase II-specific.